Messenger RNA from Pundamilia nyererei, 3039 nucleotides. Its product is annotated as TRPM8 channel-associated factor homolog. NCBI's taxonomy places the organism in Eukaryota, Metazoa, Chordata, Actinopteri, Cichliformes, Cichlidae. The record is from RefSeq and is a predicted model, not a curated record. Gene Ontology annotation, biological process: positive regulation of protein targeting to membrane. The transcript has 15 exons. Gene Ontology annotation, cellular component: plasma membrane. Bases 121 to 3039 code for a protein of 972 amino acids. Gene Ontology annotation, molecular function: transmembrane transporter binding.
GACAACUUCUACAUAAGAAGAGUUGAACCUCAGGGGCUAAGAUAACUUCUCCUGAUAUCUUGCUCUCUGCCUUCUUUGGCACCAUAUUUCUUUGUCUUCAAAUUACAAAUCCUACAGGCCAUGUCCAACCAGUCCUUCCAAAACCAACAUGAAGAGGCCUAUGCCUCCCUGAUGAGAGGCCUGAAGGAGCUGGACCUACAGGGACCCUGUGUUCCCACUGACCUGUUGCUGAUCGGAGACCAUGCUUUUCCUUUAGCAAUGAACAGCCGAGGUCAGGUGCUGAUGGCUGCCUCUCUGUACGGCAGUGGAAGGAUUGUGGUCCUGGGUCAUGAGGGCUACUUGACAGCCUUUCCUGCUCUGGUAGAAAAUGCUGUGACCUGGCUGAGAGGUGAUGGAUCUCAUAACCUCUCUGUAAGGGUGCACAGAAAAGUCAGUGCAGUUGCUAAUAACCUCCAAAAAUCCAGCUUCCAAGUAGAAGUUGUGGGAGCUUUCAGUGACAACCUGGGAGUUGGUGUUUAUGUGACCGAUGCCUACAGCGUGGGCUCAGACUCAAUGGAGCUGGUGGCAUUUCUGAAAGCUGGAGGAGGGGUGCUGAUAGCUGGACAAGCGUGGAGUUGGGCUGCAGAUCACCCCAAAGAGAACGCACUGCAUCAGUUUGAUGGGAAUAAAGUGUCAGGAGUGGCAGGAAUCUACUUUUCUAAGAACUGUGGUGAGGCGGAGAACUUGCCUGUCUACCCUCAGAUCCCGUCCUCCUGGAUGUCUGUGGUCAUAGGUAAGGAUUUUGAGGAUGACUUAGAGUUCUUACUCCAGGGAAUUUCAGAGUUCGAGCUCCCGCAGGGGUCAACUGCUUCUGAGGUUCUAGUCCAUGGACCGCUAGCUUUUCCCAUCGGUACUACACAUGAUGGACGGGCAUUCCUCGCAGGAGCCUAUUAUGGACAGGGACGAGUCAUUUUGAUUUCACAUGAAGGAUUUCUGGGACUUGAGAGUAUGGCUCCAAUUUGGAAAAAUGCCAUUCACUGGUUGGAUGAAGGCCGCAGAGGGGUUGUUGGUGUAAUGAUGGAUCCUGCACUCAAAGUUCUCAGUGAUUCAGGGCUGAAGUGUGAGAAGACAAACUUCAGGAAAGACCUCAGUGUGUUUGUGUGUACAGCAUAUAUCACUGAGCAUUUGGAGGAAAUCCAAAACUUUGUGGCAGAGGGAGGAGGCCUGCUGAUUGGAGGACAUGCCUGGUGGUGGGCUCAUUCAAAUGCUGGGAAAAAUGUGCUAACGGAAUUCUCAGGGAACAAGAUCCUGAACCAAAUGGGAUUGAGCCUGUUGGGAGCAACAAUCGGAGGAGGAUCAUACAAAGCCCCUGUACCCAGCCAGGCUAUUAAAGACAGCUACCACUUCCGCCACCUUCUACACCGCUUCGCUGCCCAUGUGACUACAGGUGAAGAACUUAGCCAGCAUGAGGAGAGAUAUCUGAAAAAGCUGGGCAACGACUGCAACGUCUACUUGCAGAUGAAAGCCCAUGACUCCUCCCACUACAGACAAGUUUUGGCCACACUCACGGAUAUAUUAAUAACAUCAGGCCUGCCAGAAGUGAGUGAAAAAAGCCCUGUAAAGAGUCCCAAAGACCACCUCCUCCUCGCUGUGGGUACCCAGGUAUAUAAGGUUUCCUCAGACCCUGAUGCUCUCCUGCCCUACCUCAUCAAGGACAACCCAAUGAUGCCUGUUGUCUAUAACCACCGGAUCAAGGUUGAUGUCAAUACAGCAGAUGGGGAAGAGUGGAUCAGCACAGGUCUCUACCUCUCUCCUGGUAUGAAGACCUACAUGGCCAUACCACCUCAGAUUGUCAACAAGGAUUGGAAGAUUCAGAUAGGAUGUCAAACUGACUCCCUGCAUCACAAUGACGAGCUGAAGAGACCACCAUCUGUCCAUGAGCGAUUUCCUGUCACUGCACAGAUGAUACAGGUUUGGAACCUGUGGGGAGGACUCAUUUACCUGGUGGCCCCACCCAAAACACAAGUGAAGGGGUUGGAGGUCAUAGUGCAGAUGGCUGUACCUGCUCCAUAUUACAAGUCUGAUCUGGCUGCCAAACCACACAAAUUUCCCCGCAAGGAGCGCUUUGUGGCAGAUGUGCAGAUUUCUCACGGCUGGAUGCAUGCAGGUUAUCCAAUCAUGGCACACAAAAUGACAGCUCAUGAACUGGUCGGCGUCAAAAAAGGUAAUCCGAUGUGGGGCCCCAUCCAUGAACUGGGACACAAUCAACAGAGAGCUUGCUGGGAGUUCCCACCAAACACCACAGAGUGUACAUGCAACCUGUGGUCAGUGUAUGUGAAUGAAGAGGUGCUGGGCGUCGACAGGGAGAAGACUCAUGGAGCCAUGACUUCAGCAAACCGACAAAGUCGAAUAAAUGACUAUGUCGCGGGAGACAGGACACCUGAGAGCUGGAGCAUGUGGGUGGCUCUGGAAACAUAUAUGCAGCUCCAGGAAAGGUUUGGCUGGGAUGCCUUUAAGAAGGUGUUUGCUGCGUAUCACCACAUAAAGGACUUCCCCGGUGACAACAAAGGAAAGAUGAACCUGUAUGCUGAGACUUUCUCCCAGACUGUGGGGAUGGACCUGACUGGCUUCUUUAAGGAACCUUUAGAAGGCCAGAGUCCUGAGAUCGGAGAGCACGGGAUGGAACGUAAAGAUGUAAAAGGUCGGAGAGGUAUGAAGGUUUCCUUUGUUCUGGAGCUGGAGUUUGAGGAGGAGCUGGAGUUCGAGCAGGGGCUGGAGCUACAGCCCCUGCUCGAACUCCAGCUCCUCCUCCAGUUUGAGGCGCUGGAACUCGACGGGGGGCCGGAACUGGAGAUCCAGGAGGAGCUGGAGCUGCAAGGGUUUGGGGCAGUUGAAUUGUUUGCCAUACUGCUGGCUCUUGAAUGGGUGGAGGACAGCAGGGUCUCAAAAUACUGGUCUCAUCAAGAGGAUCUGAGGGUUCAGGAGUUACGGACGGUUAACAGCCAGGAGAUGGCAGUAAUGCAACAGUUUUGGAUGCAAGCUGCCGUUAAACUUGACUGA